AUGACCAUAAGUAGUAGUGGUGAUGAACCUGCAUACGGAGAACUGGGGGGAGAUCAUGCCCUCACAGAUGGCAAUGGUCCCAUCUGUUGGGUUCCCUUCCUCCUCCACACCCCUACUGCCCACUGCAUCACCUAUACCAACAGCCCUGCAUGGUUCAACACCUGCUACAAGGCAGGUAUAGGGCGUCUGCUGAUGGGUGCAGACCAUGAGCUCUCCUCAGAUGUUUUUCAGUGGUGGCUGCUAAGUGAAACCCUGCAUGGUCCCCCAAGUGGAGUCUAGCUUCAGGCCAUAAUUCAGCAGCUCUUCAGUGUCCUCCGGGCCCUGACAGCUGAUGUGUGGGACCCAUCUCACUGUGCGGUGGUGGGGAACUCAGGGUGGCUGAAAGGGUCCAGCCAUGGGCUUCUAAUUGAUGCUCAUGACUGCAUGCUGAGGACAAACAGAGCAGAAAUGCCUGGCUUUGAGCUGGAUGUUGGCAUGAGUACAACCCAUCACUUCAUCUGGGUGCAGCUAACAGCUAGUCUAGCAAGUUCCCGUGAGAAAGGAAUUGCACCUGUGAAAAUAGAGGCUCUAACUACAGGUUUUUUCCACUUCUCUCAGAGCAAUCUCUUCCCGAACCGGUUGGGGGGUGGGAGAAAGGGGCCAUGUGGGUUUGCUUCCCGGGGGGAGCCCCAUUGGAGGUUUUCUCCCAGAUUUGCCCUAAACCAGGACACCUUCAAACUUCUGGACAUAAAGUUGGUGACUAGUGCUUUCUCCACCAGAGAACUCACAAGGACAUAUGUGAGAGUUAAACAGUUCAUCAAAGCUGACAGGAACAAGGUGUCGAUCCUGAGCCCAGCUUUCCUCAAGUACAUCUAUGACAAUUGGACACCAGAUCAUGGGCGAUACCCUUCCACUGACUUCACAGCCCUGCUCUUUGCCCUGCACACCUGCCAGGUCUCCAUGUUUGGCUUCAGAGCAGACAGUGAAGGGAACUGGCACCACUCCUGGGAAAAAAACUUGUGGUCCAGAGCCUUUCACAGGACUAGAGUCCAUGAUGCUGAUGUUGAAUUCAGCUGCAUCAAGAGAUGGGCACAUGAAGGCAGGAUUUUAUUCUACAAGUGAUACAUUUCCAAGAAACUGGAGCCAGGUUGUUUGGCCAGGAAUGGGCCAAAGGGCAUUGCCAGCAGCUGUCCUGGGUCUUUAGCUUGCUGCUCCACCCCACCACCUGAGCUCACAGACCCUGCAAUUCAGAGGGUUUUGGUACUAUUUGUUCUGGUCCUACCAGCUAGGUACUGUGGGUGCCAUUCUCCCAUGGCAGCAGCGAUGUCGCAUCUAGCUGGACAUAGGGUGGACACAGUUCUGCCCAUGCUGGUUGGGAGGGCCAAAGGGGAGAUGUUGGGGCUGGAGAUGGUCAUGGAACCUGUGAGCUGCUGUGUGUGGCCCUGCAGGACUGUGAAGCCAGUGGUGGACAGCAGCUGGUCAAAUGUAGCUGUCUGCAUGACAGAGGUGGUAUUUCCACCCACUGAUGGUUUCUGAGGGAGGUUUGUAGUUGUUCUUAGGAAGGAUGUCCCUCUCACCCUGUGCAGUCUUUUGCUAAGUCUUUUAUUCUUCCAUGUGGGAAAUGGAAAAAUAGAAACUUCUACAGAUGCUGAAGGGUUCAAUCUGCAGCCUUAGAAAGAGUUUGGGUUAAUGUAAUGAUAAAGGUACACAAUCAUUAAGUAGAAAAAUGCUAAACUUGUGUUCCUAUAAUUGUAAGAAUGUGCCUUGAGUAAGUAAGAAAUUAUAUUAGGUAAAAUAGUGAGAAGUUUGAGCUGUAAUUAUGUGACUUUUAGGGUAGGCUAAGGAUCUAGAAGCUAUAAUGGAGGUAUGUGUGGGGGUACAUGACCUGCCAGUUUAUUGGCUGAAAGACAGGCACAGUAUGGCAAAAUUAGGCAAAGGUGAUAGAUUAUUAAGUAGAAACAAGUUUCGUGUUAAGUGUGUAUUGGAUCAAAAUGUUAUAUAUUGUGAUGUGAAGAAGAAACCUGUGACUACCUUUAAGCUAUGGCUGACUUGUUGCUUCUCUCCAAAUCUCAUGCUCUGAAGACUGAUACCUGGCUAACUUAAGCAAUAAAGCAUCUUAAAUAGCAUGGUGGUCCCAUCUCUCGUUUUUCAUCUUGAGAUUUCCAGUCUUUAACUAGGGGAAUAUUUUUUAAAAUUCCAUCUAGGAAGAGUAAGAAGGGAAAAAUGGUGACAGAAGACAACAAAAUUGAAUAAAUUUGAAAUGAUCCUAUGUUGAAUAAACUUUGAAAAUACAUGUGAACCACAAUUUCCUUUGCUUUUUGAUCCCUUACAACUUUGAAAAGGGCACCCCUGCAGAACAUGGCUGCAGACCCUGGAGACUGAGCUCCCCAAAGUAGGUUUUUCUCCUCCAGUGAUAGUAAUAUAUUUUAAAAUCAUAGAAAAUUUGGAGAGUUACAAAGAAAGUUAGGCUUGGCAAGCCCUGGGAAAAAUAGGCCCUGGGAAAUGUUAGGCCUUGUGCUUGCUAAGAUCAUGUUAAACUGCACCAGUGUAGUUAGUAUAUAAUAAAUGAUACAAUUGUUAGACGUGAUUAGAUAUAAUUAUUGUUUAAUGAAUCAUGAGAAACUAUGUUAGGGGUUUGAGGUGAGAUCACAAGAAAUCCAUGCUUGGAUAAAAUCAAUGUAUACAAUAGAACAAUGUAAGUUUAAUAAUUAAUAUAUAAAUUGUAUAACAAUAGAGUAUAAAAAACAUGUUCAGCUCAAAACCAAGUUGGGUCAGAUUUGGAUAUGUGUACUCCUGACACCCAGAGCUCUUAAUAAAGCACCUUCAUAUAAUCAUUC
Parus major (Great Tit) is the source of this 2816-nucleotide messenger RNA. RefSeq names its product CMP-N-acetylneuraminate-beta-galactosamide-alpha-2,3-sialyltransferase 1-like. The record is from RefSeq and is a predicted model, not a curated record. Gene Ontology annotation, molecular function: beta-galactoside (CMP) alpha-2,3-sialyltransferase activity. Lineage: Eukaryota; Metazoa; Chordata; Aves; Passeriformes; Paridae.